This is a messenger RNA of Exserohilum turcica Et28A, 1332 nucleotides long. RefSeq lists its product as uncharacterized. The record is from RefSeq and is a predicted model, not a curated record. The transcript has 2 exons. Bases 1 to 1332 code for a protein of 443 amino acids. NCBI's taxonomy places the organism in Eukaryota, Fungi, Ascomycota, Dothideomycetes, Pleosporales, Pleosporaceae.
AUGGCUCCACAGGCACCUCUCCCAGCAAUCCUCAUCUCAGACUACACCCUCACCCCACCCAUAACAACCUCCUACCACCUCCACUCCGCCAGCGACACCUCGGACAAAGACAACACAAUCGACUUCGGCGCGACCUACAAGCUCAUAAAAUCGCUUCUCACGCACCCGCCCUGCGUGCACCGGCACGACCCAACCACAUGGCCAUGUCUCAGCUGCGAAACCAGCUUCACUCACAAAUACUGGGACUGCGCCGCUCGGCUGCUCGACUAUUUCUCUGAUUUCUUCGCUGCAGACACGGCGCUCAUGCAGUCGCUGUGGUUCUACCUCUUCGACAUAUGGCAGGAGUCGGCGCAGUGGCUCCCGUUCUCCGCCGUCCUGGACGACGUGGACGAGCGCGUCAACAACAUGACUGAUGCGGUCAACGUCGUCGACAUCGCGACGCUCGUCUGGGGCGCGGAAAAAGCGCGCGCGUUUGAAAAACACGUUCGCGAUACCCUGCAUCUCAUCGACAUUGCGGUUUGGGGCCGCGCACCCAGCGCAAGCCAGCAGAGAGAUACACGCGAACAUGUGCUUGUGGAUCCGUCGGGCGAAGCGUGGUGUCCCGUUGGGGACUACGAAACCGGGCCGUGGAUCAGCGGGGUGAAGCCGUGGAGCCAGUUUCUGGGUGUGGGUGGGCCGGGGGUUGUGGAGCCUGUUUUUGCAGAGAAGGCGGUGGUGGUGGUGGUGGUGAAGGAUACGGGUAUUGGUACUGCUCCGCCCAUCAAGCGCUACAUUCCACAUGCCGGCAUCGCGCUCCUGCAAACGCACACGCAGCGCACACGCGCCCUCGCGUCCACACUGUACUCCUCGCUCGACGCAGCGCUCGCACCCUCUUUACUCCAGGCUUUCGACACCCACAGCAUUGCUUUUCCAGAUCGCUCUGCACCAAAACGCACGACUACCUCGUCCAUGGCGCCGCUGCGCACGCUCUCGUAUGCGCUGUCGAAUGGCGCGCCGCCUGUGCUGCGGCACGCCGGGUACGCUGACGUCGAUAUGGUGACUGCGGAGCCCGAUUGGAAUAUGCUGGAUGAGAGCGUGGCCAUGUGUAGGGGGUGGGCGGCAUAUGAGGGUGUGAGUGGUAGUGACGAUGGCGCUGAUGACGACGAUGAUGGAGAGGGGGAAAGAGAGGUGGUAUUUGAUUUGUGGACUGUACUUGAGACGAAGAGGGAGGCUGGAGAGAGAGAGAAGCAGCAGCAGGAGGAUGAGGGACGCGGAACGAGCGAGACCAAGUACAAGGCCAAAUUGCAUCUGGGACACCUGUUUAGCGCGUGGUGCGGAAUCGAGGAAUGCUGA